This is a messenger RNA of Coregonus clupeaformis (lake whitefish), 1645 nucleotides long. RefSeq names its product phosphatidylcholine:ceramide cholinephosphotransferase 2. Lineage: Eukaryota; Metazoa; Chordata; Actinopteri; Salmoniformes; Salmonidae. Gene Ontology annotation, biological process: sphingomyelin biosynthetic process; ceramide biosynthetic process. The record is from RefSeq and is a predicted model, not a curated record. Gene Ontology annotation, molecular function: sphingomyelin synthase activity; ceramide cholinephosphotransferase activity. Bases 403 to 1296 code for a protein of 297 amino acids. Gene Ontology annotation, cellular component: Golgi membrane; endoplasmic reticulum membrane. The transcript has 6 exons.
GCUGUUAAAUAAUCUUUCUACAAAGGAGUGGGCAGGUAAGUAAAGAAGUGAUGGUUUUGGCGACAGUUUCUGCAGCUGACUGUAGGCUAGGCUAUACAGUAAUACAGAGAGGGGUUGUAUGUUUGCGUAUGGGAGGAGCGCACGCUCAAAGACAGAGUUCAUUCCAGCCAUGUAAACAUUAUGAGUUUGAACGCGAAGAGAACAAGGCGCACGACUGGAGAGGAUCUCAAGCAAGACAGGGGGAAGACAUUUUUGCCUCAGUCAAACCAAAUACAGUAGGCCCAACAACAAGGACUAAUUCCUAUUUAUCCAGGGCCCUCAGAGGCACUAGCUGACUUUGGGUGAACCAGAGAGCUCUUCAUUGGUACAGCAGUGUGUGUGGACAGUAGACAGUGUUGGACCAUGGCGCUUGUGGACCCGACUGCAUCCCAUCUGGACCCGGGCAUGGAUGGUGAGAGCGGGGUCCUCGCAAGUGUCUUUGGGGUUCUCCCCAACGCCAACUGCCCCAAACACGGGCAAAACACCCCGGCGGACACCAAACGAUGCCUCCGCAAGGUCAUGGGGCACCACAGGGACUACGUCAAGAUCUCGCUGCCCGACACCAAGGGCAACCGGCUGCCCAUGGAGUGGUGGAAGACGGCCAUCGCGUUCUUCUACGCCAUCUUCAACCUGGUCCUGACCACCGUGGUCAUCACAGUCGUCCACGAGAGGGUCCCGGAGAAGGAGAGCAGCCCGCCACUGCCCGAUAAGUUCUUUGACUACAUCGACCGGGUCAAGUGGGCGUUCACGGUCACCGAGAUCAACGGCAUGCUCCUGGUGGGGAUCUGGGUUAUUCAGUGGCUUUUCCUCAGAUACAAGUCGAUUGCAGGUCGGAGGUUCUUCUUCCUGAUUGGCACCCUCUACCUGUACCGCUGUGUCACCAUGUACAUCACAACCCUUCCUGUACCCGGCAAUCACUUCACCUGCGCCCCCAAGCUGUAUGGAGACUCUCACGCUAAGAUGCAGCGUGUGCUGACGUUGAUCUCCGGCGGCGGUCUGUCCAUCACCGGCUCCCACCUCAUGUGUGGCGACUUCCUCUACAGUGGACACACCGUCAUGCUCACCCUCACCUACCUGUUCAUUAAGGAGUGUGAACUCAUAUGUUUACACAGCCAUCCACUUAACAUUGACCAGCUGCUGGUGUGUAUCCUGGUGGCCCACGAACACUACAGUGUGGAUGUGGUGGUGGCCUACUUCAUCACCUCACGCCUCUUCUGGUGGUACCACACCAUGGCCAACGUCCAGGUGAGAUGUUGAUACUAGAAUCUAGAAUGAUGCUGAUACUGAUACUAGAUAUGGUAAUGGGGUGGCAGGUAGCCUAGAGGUUAAGAGGGUUGGGCCAGUAACCGAAAGGUCACUGGUUCGAAUACCCAAGGUGAAAAACGGUCUGUGUCCUGAAACAAAGCAUUUAACCCUGAUUUGCUCCAGUGGCGCCGUACUACUUUGGCUAAUGCUGUAAAACAACACAUUUCACUGUAUUUCUGGUGUAAGUGACAAUGUAACAUCUUUAAAAUAAAUUACAUAUUCUCUUCUGGUCGUCCAGGUGAGAUAUUGAUCAGUGGAGACUGCUGCGGGGAGGACGGCUCAUAAUAAUGGCUGGAACAGA